CACAUUUCAAUUCUGUAGUACUGUUCCAUUCUAUUACUGCCUACCAUGGCUUCUGCUUUUUCUUUUUCAAAGUUUUCUCUGACUUUGCUUCUCCUAGUGCUUUUCUUGGGGAGCACCAAUGCUCAACUUUCAACAAAUUUUUACUCAAAAUCAUGUCCAAACUUGUUUUCGACUGUGAAAUCCACUGUUCAAUCUGCUAUAAAAAAAGAGGCCCGGAUGGGAGCCUCCCUGCUUCGAUUGUUCUUCCAUGACUGUUUUGUUAACGGAUGUGAUGGAUCAUUGCUACUCGACGACACAUCUUCCUUCACCGGAGAGAAAAAUGCUGUCCCAAAUCGUAACUCUGCUCGUGGAUUCGAUGUGGUUGACAACAUCAAAUCUGCUGUUGAGAAUGCAUGCCCUGGCGUGGUUUCAUGUGCUGAUGUCUUGGCUAUUGCUGCUAGAGACUCUGUCACCAUUCUGGGAGGCCCCACCUGGGAUGUGAAGCUUGGAAGAAGAGAUGCUAGGACCGCAAGCCAGUCUGCAGCUAAUAACGGCAUUCCUCCUCCAACUUCUAACUUGAACCAACUCAUUUCCAGAUUCAAUGCUCUUGGACUUUCCACCAGGGACUUGGUUGCUUUAUCUGGGUCACACACAAUUGGACAAGCAAGGUGCACAUCAUUCAGGGCUCGCAUAUACAAUGAGACCAACAUUGACAGCUCCUUUGCUCAAACAAGGCAAAGAAACUGCCCAAGAGCAACUGGCUCAGGGGACAACAAUUUGGCACCCCUUGAUAUUCAGACUCCAACAUCUUUUGACAACAACUACUUCAAGAACCUCAUCAACAGGAGAGGACUCCUCCACUCUGAUCAACAGUUGUUCAACGGCGGCUCCACGGAUUCCGUUGUUCGGGGUUACAGCAACAAUCCAAGCUCUUUCAGUUCUGAUUUUGUUACUGCCAUGAUCAAAAUGGGAGACAUUAGUCCCCUCACUGGAUCAAGCGGAGAGAUCAGGAAGAACUGCAGAAGGGUGAAUUAAUAAAAUUAAUGAAGAGUGAUGCUUUGUCUUUGGAAUAAAACAUAUAAAGUGGUGGAAAUUUUAGGAUUGUGUCUCCGUGUGUGUGUUUUUUUAAUAUUUUCCAAAUUAUUCAAUGGCUUAGACCCAGUUGCUCAGACUUCGUGAUCAAAUAGUGACCUUGGUUAGAGUGAGAAUUAUUUCAGUAUUAAUAAAAACAAAAUUUCUAUUAAUGUAUUAGGCCUAAUAUUCUUUUGAAUAAAAUAUAC
Messenger RNA from Durio zibethinus, 1259 nucleotides. RefSeq names its product peroxidase P7-like. Gene Ontology annotation, biological process: response to oxidative stress; hydrogen peroxide catabolic process. Gene Ontology annotation, molecular function: heme binding; peroxidase activity. The record is from RefSeq and is a predicted model, not a curated record. Lineage: Eukaryota; Viridiplantae; Streptophyta; Magnoliopsida; Malvales; Malvaceae.